Molecule: messenger RNA, 2819 nt
Organism: Styela clava
Lineage: Eukaryota; Metazoa; Chordata; Ascidiacea; Stolidobranchia; Styelidae
Source: RefSeq, a predicted model, not a curated record
CGAUGUAACAAAUCAUAUAUACAAAUUAAUAGAAAAUUAAAUUUUACCGUACUGUCGUAUGUCUUAUCUGAAUACCGUAGUUAGACUACCCAGAACGCCGGACGGACAACUCGACUAUCAGACACAGACAACUCGACAACAGAGAGGUCUGAUACGAAUAUAAUGUAAACAGGCUUGGCAACAACAUCAUAUUUCACUCCGAAUCAUCCGGUUUAUUUCUUCAAUUUCACAUUUAAACAUCAGUACUCCAUCUUCGAAAGCAUUAUGUGGGUAAAGUUGUUAACAUUUGUUGCUGGAGCUGUUAUUGCAACUGUCAUCACAUUAUGGGUCAACAGCAAAGAAGAGAAAAACCAACACGAGCACAAAACUGGAAAUGGUUAUGGCGGCCUUCCACCUCUAGAUGGAUCUGUAGAAAAAUUAACAGAUACUUCUGAUGGAGCCUUUGCCUGCGCAAUUUGUCUUGAGAAUGCCAAGAACACUGUAUUUCAACCCUGUGGACAUAUAUGCAGUUGCCAGACUUGUGCUCUCAAACUCAAUGACUGCCCAAUAUGUAGAAGAAGAAUACAGCAAAUGAGCAGGGUAUAUCUGGCAUGAACUUAACAUUUCCCUGUUGCUGUACUAGAUUUCAACCCUGUGGACUUAUAUGUAGUUGCCAGAUUUGUGCGCUCAAACUUCAACUACUGCUCAAUAUGUACCCAAAGAAUUCAACAAAUGUGCAAUGGCACAAACUAACUAUUCACUGUAUAUAUAUCCUAUUUGCUGGUGGCAGGUGGUGAAUGCAUAUGGUUUUAAUAGUUCAAAUUCUGGCUAUGAUAUUUUAUUAACAGAAUUCUUCAAUGUGAACUGAAAUUUAAGAAAAAGAGAUUUGGGGCAUAUGCAAAGCUUUCUUAAGAUACAGGGUGUCCAUAUAGUCCCUUUAUCAUUUUAAUUUUGUUAUGAAGUCAGUUCUCAACCAGGUUUGUUGUUUUUUAAAUCAGUAAUUGUUUAAGUAUUUUUACUUCAUUUAAUACAUCUGUGAGGGCUAAAACAAAAUAUGGUAUCAAUUGAAUCCCUUUUGCAAUUUUUAAAAAAAUUUCAAGACUUCAUGGACACCCUAUACCAGGGGUAGGAAACCCCCUGACACUUUGGCACGCGAGCCCAUUUAUUCGGCACGCCAGCGAGGCUUCGGAAACGAGAUCAUUCUCCAUCAGAUAAAAAGUUUCAAAACUCUGAAUUAUCUGAUGAACCUAGGUGUUCGUUUAUUCAUUAUUGUUUGUUAACAAUCUGUUACUUAUCUAAACUCUUUUUGUCCUUUUACGACACAUGUCUACAAAGAAAUAUAUUAUGACGUAACACUUUAGUGAGCUCUGAAGAGUGCGCUAUUCAGUUGGCUACAUCCGCAUGUAAUAUAGCUUGACUGUGCCACUCUUUUUCUUCAUUUCUGCUUUGUUUAUGAAGUUGUAUAGCUCAUGCUAGUUAGAGAUAAUUGCUGACUUACUGUUAUUAAUUGAUUUUGGAAGAAAUAUGCGCGAUUGGGAUGCCAUUUCCGAAAAAUUUUUGUGACUUUGUAACUGCAUUACUCUUCAUGUCUUCACCUACAUAUGCUCGUGAAUCUCUGUUCUCAGUUAGGAACUUCAAUAUGUCUCGUAACAUGAGUAGCCUGAAAGAUGGAACCAGUAGUUUGUGAAUUUCUUUAAAUUGCAAAUUAUAAAUCCAAUAUAAAAUCUCUAUUAGCGCUAAUGCAGCAGCAGAAGUCUCACUGAUAUAAAAUUGUUUUUUCUAUUUGUCGGACUAAUAUUUUCGCGAAUAGUGAAUCUGUCCGUACAUGUUUAAAGGUUUAUUAUUGUGUAUUUUUGCGUUGAAAGUAGCAAAGUAUUGUUUUUAAUUUUGGUCGGCAUGCGGAAGAAUUUUGUCGUUUAAUUUAGCCGAUUUUGGCACGCGAGCCGAAAAAGGUUGCUCACCCCUGACCUAUACUAUAUUGAUUUCGCCUUUGCUUGUUAAUUUUUUGUAGACAAUUUUGACUUCUAUUAUCACCAUUGAGAGUGUGAAAUACUGGCAUUGAGCAUCUCGAAAACAUGUUUGGGUUGACUUUCGGUCAAAGUCUGCUUUAGUCAUAGAAGCAAGAUUCUAAACCAAAUUUUGACUGUUGAUCGUUUUUUUGUCAUAAGCAACGUUUUCGAUUCAUCAGGUAUCUAUCUAUAUCGUUUGUAUCUAUUUAUAUUUUUUCAAUUUUCUCAUUAAAAUAAAUUAUAUUUCAUUGUGUUUAUAGUAAAUUCUUUCCAAUCUUUUCUCGCAUUUUACUUCAUCUUUAUUGGUAAUUAGUAAUCAUUAAAAAAAAAAUUUUUCAAGAAAAAUUUCAAGCAAGGUGCACGCAGCACUGAACAAAGCUAUCGGCAACCAAUGAGAUGCAAACUUGCACUGGAAAUAUUUAAAAUUAAGGUUGCGCACUAUAUGAGGAAACUAAAACCAAGUUUAUUUCUAACCCUGUUAUCAUGGUCUAGUUCAUUUUUUCCUAGUGAGUUCCAUGCGCAGCACCUCACCCAUAGUUCAUUCAGUAAUAUGGUUGAGUUGUAGUUUUUUGGUAUUGGUGUAACCUUGCCUUGCACCAAGCCUUGUUCAAAGCAAAAGUGUUGAAAUCUUGUGAAUAUGGUCUCAUGAACAUCCCAGAUGUAUCUAUCCCUUUUUCUGUAUAUACCAAGAUUUAUAUUUUUGUCUGUACUUAUGCACCAUUUAUAGUUUAUUCGUAGAAUUAUUUGCUUUGGUGUUCUUGCAACUUUUAAUUCACUCAUCUUCACUCGUCAUGCCCUUGACUAAUAAAGAGUAAUUUAUAGAAGUAUCAA